Molecule: messenger RNA, 1210 nt
Organism: Ilex paraguariensis (yerba mate)
Lineage: Eukaryota; Viridiplantae; Streptophyta; Magnoliopsida; Aquifoliales; Aquifoliaceae
Source: the annotation of a GenBank genome assembly
AGUGAGACAUUAUAAAAUAUAUAUAUACCUAAAUAAUAAAAAUAAAUAAAAAAUUUAGGGGCACUUUCCAACACUGGACCAUGAACAGCUCCGCCCCUGGGCCGAUAAAUACGUAUAGCCAUAAAGGAAGGAACCACGCGUUGUGGCAUUUGAAAAUCAAGUCAUUGAAAUCAAGAUCCUUAUAAACGUGCACAUAUGGCAGAGCGCUCAAGUGAGGUAGCUGUUGCUGGAAUGACAAGAGAGGAAAAAGUCCAGGAUAAGAUAGAUGAGGCCGAGCUCGAGAAGAUAAUAAACGAUUCACCAGGAGCAAGUGAAGCGAUUAAGCAGAUUAAGGAUGGAUUCAAACAGUUCAAGACCAAUGAAUUCGACAAGUUUCCAGACUAUUACACUAAACUAGCCGAGGGACAGAGCCCAAAGUUUCUGGUGUUUACAUGCUCAGAUUCACGAGUAUGUCCAUCUAAUAUCCUAAGCUUUCGGCCAGGUGAAGCCUUCAUGGCCCGGAACAUUGCUAACUUGGUUCCUCCUUUCAACCAGGUUAGGUAUUCUGGAGUUGGAGCUGUCAUUGAAUAUGCAGUUGCAGAACUCAAGGUUGAAAUUAUUUUGGUGAUUGGACACAGUCGAUGUGGGGGAAUAAAGGCUCUAAUGUCUCUUCCUGAGGAUGGAACAACUUCUUAUGACUUCAUUCAUGAUUGGGUUAAAAUCGGUUUGCCUGCCAAAGCCAAGGUGAAGGCCGAGUUUGGGAAUUUAUCGGAUGAGGAACAGCGUGCCAUUUGUGAAAGGGAGUCUGUGAACUUGUCUCUGGAAAACCUACUUACUUAUCCAUAUGUGCGAGAUGGGUUGGCGAACAAAACUUUGCUACUUAUGGGUGGAUACUACGAUUUUGUCAAAGGGACUUUUUCCCUCUGGGGGCACAAUUUCGGCAUCAAACCCUUUAUCUUUGUUUGAGUUUUACACCAUGAUUGGUGUCAAAUAAGAAUCAUGGAAUUUGUAUCUCUGCUCGCAAAGUAAGUUGGACUUUCGUACAUUUACGCUUUCUAAACUCUGCACAAAUAGAAGACUCGUGUAUCAAACUUUCUUCUACGCCAUAAUAAGAUGUUCAGCUAUGUACUAGUUAUGUUAUGGUAAGAUUGUUCAAAUAGUGCUGGUUAUGCCAUGAUAAGAUGUAUUUUACCUUGAAUAAAAUAGAGAAGCUCUGGCAUGCUCUCUUUCA